AAUCCGUACGUGGCUGUCACACCGACCGAUCUAAACACCGUUAUCGUCCUAAAUGAAAACCAAUGGACGUACGAGGUAGUCCGUAGUUUUUCCCAUGCAUGCCCGUGUUUUAUCAGUGUGAACGCCAGUGGAGUGCAGUGCUGUGUUUUUACUGUUUCACAUAAGUUUUCAUGUCGCAAUGGAGGAGAUUCGCAUUUCGGAUUGGCCUGAGCCGCCUGGCUCGCAUGCAUGGCUGCCUGCUUAUGGCUUCCAGCAUGAUAUAAUGGAGAAAGACGACUUUUUCGGCUCCAAUGGUGACAAUGGCAGUAAUCACGCUUUGUACCUCGAAACAAUAGUCGAGGAGACGAGCGAUGACUUGCGUUCCGAACGCUCUUCGGCUGCAACUUGGCUGUCUGAUUCCGAUGCCGAUUCCGUCAUCCAUGUUCGAGGCACUGCAGGGUCGGAGUGCGACAGUGAGUCGGAAAGAGAAUGGGCGUGCCCGGCCAAGCGGCGGCGGCGGGAGCGCGCCUCCUCGCCCGCUAGCAUCGGUUCCCUGUCCCGCUCAUCCAGCCUCGCGCAGUUUGAGUCACUCGAGCGCUCGUGUGCCGCUCCCGCGUCGCCCAGCCUGUCGCCCGACUCGCUGGAGUCACCGCCCGCCUCGCCGCCACCCGCGCGCCCUGCGCCGCGCGCUCAUCUCUCCGCGGAGAACCUCAGCGAGGACAGCGGCUACAGCGAGCGCGCACGCCGCCCGCCCCCGCGCCGCGCUCCCGAAAUAGCGCGCGGGCCCGCCGCCGCCACCAGCGCGCCGUGCCUGGCAUCGCCCAGUGCCGCGCGCCGCCCGCUCCGCGCGCGUGCCGCCUCGCUGCCCGCGCUGGACCUGAGCGCCGCACUAGCGCCCGCCCCCGCGCCCACGCGCUUCCGCCAGGCCUUCGACGUGUGCGACCGCUUCACCGUCAGCGUGGCCGACCUCACCGCGCUGGACUACGGCGCCGCGCCGCGCCGCCCGCGCGCACCGCGCCCGCCCUGCCUGCCGCCGCCGCCGCCACCGCCGCCGCCGCCACGCGAGCCCAGCGUUGGCAGCGACUCCACCACCGAGUCAGAGCGCGCCUUCGCACGGGACAUGGAGGCAACGGCGCGCCGCCUCGAUGACUCGGCGCGCCGCGCACUGGCCGCCACCGGCCACUACGAGCGUGAGCUGUCCGUGUUGACGGCGCGCCGUCUGCGUGCUUCGUGGGGCGCCUGGGAUGACGUACUGGAUGAACUGCGGCGCCGCAUGGAGCCAUCCUCCGCCACACCGUCGCCGCCGCGCUCGCCCUCUCCCGACCCCGAGCCGGCUUACGCGCCGCGCUCCUGCGACGCGCGCGUGCGCUCCACGCCCGAGCUGCGCGCGCGCACCUCCCCGCCGCGCGACACGCCGGAAGAGCUACGCGCGUCGCUACAGCUGGUGGCGCGAGCGCCCGGCGCCGCACCGCCGGCGCGCUCUGUAUCGGCGAGCUCCAAGGGAGUAACAUUUUCCCCCGUGGUUGCCGAAGUGAGUUGGCGCGAAACGAGUGCAAGCAGCAGUGACGAUUCGUCGACAAACGCGAGCUCGAGCUCGACGGUGGACGCGGCGGACGCCGAGGUGGUGGUGGUGGGGGGCGACGGCGGCGCGGAGGCGCGCGCGCCGGCCGCAGAGUGCGCGAUGACGGACGCGAGCGCGCGCGCGCCGCGCAGCCGCAUUGCCGGCUUCCUGUCGCGGUUCGCGAACUUCCGAUUCUCGGGGCGCAAGGAGAAAAAAUGCAGGGGCGCAGGCGCGAACGGGCGGGUGGGCGUCCCGGCCGGACCGGCGGCAGACGCGGGGCAGGCAGCGCCCGGAGCGGGCGCGGGCCCGCAGUUCGUGCGCAUCCCGCUGAAGCCGGAGACGGCCCCGGGCGGCGGCGCGGCGCCGCGGCCGCCGCGCCCGCGCGCGCCGGCGCCCGGCGUGCUGGAGACGGACGUGGACACGGCGCGCACCGUGCUGCACGCGCGCUCGCUGCUGGCGCUGGCGCCGCCGGGCGCGCCGCCACCGCGCCCGCACAAGUCCAUGGAGUUCCUGCUGGACAAGGACAGCGCGCAGGCCAUCCAGCCUCCAGAAAACGAGUUGCAGAAGAAUUCAGAUCGCGUGCUUUCCGAGCACGAGCUCCGGGUCCAGAGGUCGUUGCAGAAGCUCAAUGUGCCGGAAUGGUACAAGAACGCUCCAGCCCCUCGGGAGGGCUUCCUUCUCCGCAAGCGGUUGUCUGAUGCGUCCGCGUCGGCGACUCGCUGGUCGGGGCUCAACUCCAAGACCACCUCGCUCAGCAGCCUCGGCGCCAACGCCCAGCCACCCCCGCCCCAACUGUCUCCACACACUACCAGCUUCGGCAGAUGGUCUACUAGCCGCCUUAAUUCAAAUCAGACGUCACCGUGUUCUUCGACCCGGAGCAGUAUCCGCGGUACCAGCCCUCUGUGCUCCCCUUCAGCGCGGUCUUCGUUUAGCGCACGGCAACCCUACCUCGGCUGGAGAAGUCAGGAGAGACUGAACUCUACCCCGAGAACUCCUCACGAGAGGCUAGCCUCUUCCCUUCUUCAACAAACCGCCUCAGCAAGAGCGUCGGAGGAGAUCCAGACGUCGAUAAAGGAAGUGACGUCAGCGAUAGUCCAUUACGUGUCGGGCUUGGAGCCGGCUAACGGUGAUAUUGACAGGCAGCCGUCGCCGAGGUCCAGUCAGAAGUUGUACUGGCUGGAAAGUUCGUUUGUCGGUACAAAACCCUUAGAAUCGCCACAAACCCCUUUGGUGGUAUCGGAUGCGCUACCCCCGCCACACCCGCGCCCGCCGUCCUCCUUACGCCUCGACCACCGCGCGGCGCCCGACUGGCAAGACUCUCAUCGCCAUUCAACCUUAAAUCUGGGUAUAACCAGGCCCUCCCCUGGGUCAACGACCUUGGAGGACGUCUUGGACUCCCUUUUGGGUCUGCCUUCGCAACCUACGAGGAUACCUACUCCCCAACCUAGCCCGAGAAAGUCUGCAAGCCCUUACUUCUUGUUGGGUGGCAAGAGUCCUCGAUAUGAGCAGCUAGCCAGCAGUGGUCACAGUAGUAUAUCUCCCGCGUCGCGUUUCAUUGGCACGCCCAGCGAAGGCCGUAGCUCCUUCACCGAUCCUAGCCCAGAUCACGAUCGAGCAGGGAAGGAUACAGUUGAUAAUCCUGCUACGAUGCAAGAGUCGAGGCGUUCGAAGUCGGCGCACGGCGAGUCUCGCAGGAGAAGUGAGCCGUUUGCGCACACGAGUAUGUCCUUAGACCGCCGCACCAGCCUCGACGCCACGGCCUUCCGACCCGAACACCACCUAACCCACCACGAUUCCAAAGCUUCUCUUGCCUCAUUACAAACUGAAAACAGUACUGAUGAAGCUUUUGUUAAAUGUAAAUACCCUAAAUGCUCUUCUCGCGCCCCCCUAGCGGACGCUAAAAGACAUUACAAAACUUGCCACAACUGCACAACCACCUACUGCUCAAAGGAAUGCAGACGAGCUCACUGGGAAAAACAUAGGAAAGUUUGUCUCCAUUCCAGGGCGAGUACGCUAUGUAGACAUAUAAUUUCAGCGGCGAAAGAAGACUCAGACUCCUUACACCAAAUAAGUACAAUAGCUCAUAAAGGUUAUCUCGCCCAAGGUAGAGGAGUUGUAAAGGUCUUCUUCACCAGUCCAGAAGCAGCCGAAAAGUUCACCACUCACGGCUAUCAAUACCUGAGCGAACCCGAAUUCGUCAAAUGGCACUCCCUCCAGCCGAACGAAAUGGGCGCGGAAUUAUACACUGAAGUGGUUAAACUCUGUAAAUCUUACAACCCUGAGACGAGAGUUAUUUUAUACGUCGCCGUUUGCAUCAUCAGCGAAGUGCCAACAAAAGGUGCAGUGAAAUGGGAACGACAAAUGGUGUCCCGAUGCGCAAAACUGAGACUUAGUAAAUCAGUAUCCGCAACAAUUCAGGAGCAGAAUCGAAAAAGAAAUAGACGGGAUAGCAAAGGAACACCAGAAGACAGGGAGACUUUGAUACUCACGUCGAAGUUGACAAACGCGGGAGACAAGAAUGCAGCUACGGCGCACAAGUAUAGAGAGAUCUGCUUUAGGAAUAUUCUCAAGGAGUUUGAAAGUCGGGGAGUGAUGUUGAAAAAGCAUUUUCCGGAAGUGUAUUCGCGGUUAGCGGCUUAUGUGGACGGUACGAGUGAUAGGUUCAUUCCAAUGACGAUAUACCCGAGGGAUGCGACUAGUGGGAAGUCGUUUGUGUGCGUUAUCAUGCCAGAUUGUGAGAUGGAUGGUACGCCGGUAGAUGGUCAGGUCAUUACCGUGGAUGUUGGCGUGGACCGGUCUAAACACCAGCUGUCGACGCCCAUGUAGUAACUUCUUACAAGACUCUUAUAUACAUCGUCGCUUAGCUAACAAUAAAGAACUAGUGAAAUUACCAAAGUUUUCGAGACAAAUAACACUCUUGCCAAAUCAUCCAAAAAUGGAAUAGGUAAUAAAACCAUAAAUGUAGCUACGAAAACUUUGUUUUUAAUGUGAGGUUUAUCAUGCGUUUUUGUAUAAAAUCAUAAAAUAUAUGUUUAUUGCUGACUAAAGACUGUGUUAAUUUGACUCGUGCAGUAUUGUUUCUUAUUAGCGACGAUAUUAUAAUGAAAGUAAAUAUUAAAAAACUUACAAAUUAAAAAAGAACUUGUUAUAGGGAGUUCGACGGCUUCUACGUAGACUCUUGUUGAUAUCAGGGUUUUACUAAUAGUUGCUAAUUUUGUCAACAUUCUGGAAAGUUCUUCGAAACACUUCCAGCUGCGUACCUAAUAUUUAUGUUAUUAAAUAACUUAUACCAAGCAUCAAGGACGGGUAAAAUUAUGUGUUAUAAAUAAGCAUAUAAUAGAAACUAAACCACGCGAACAUUAUCCGAUAAAUUAGCAACUUUAUUGAAAAUCCAUGGUCCAUCUUCCAGACCUGAUUUAUACAUGGUAACACCAAAAAAUUGUAUGUACAUAGCUAAGCAGAAUAUUGUUAAGGACAGUAUAAUCGCUCAAAGCUGUAUUCUUAUGAGAAUUGUCUACACUGUUGGCUAAUUGUUUGAUAUUUUCUUCUUGAUCCCACGCAAUGGUUCUCGUACGUGAAUUAAUCUUGAAUGUGCUCCUUAUAUAUUUAUUAUAAACAUUUUAUAAAUAUUAUAAUGUAUUUGUAAUAUCGUGAAUUUGGGUAUCAUGACAUUCUUUAUGGAAUUUAAGAAGUUUAUAAAAAAUCCUGUGUGUGAAAAUGUAUAAGACACGCAUUCCGCGUUUUAACGUUAAAGGACUAUACUUACAUACGUAUUCUCAAAUAUUACUAUCAAGGUGCACGGAACGCAUAGUGUAUUACAGGGUUUACUCGAGUAAAUUACAGCGAAUAUAUAACAGAUAUAAAAAAUAGGGUAGGUAUAACCCUAUUCCAUGUUCAAUUCGCCAUUGUCGUACCUUCUGUUUAAAUCGGCAUGUCGGCAUAUGCAACGGUUGAACCGACCUUUAUAUAAUUUAGCACACAUGCAGUUUGUAUCAUAUAGAUGGAGUUAAGGUAAUACUUAUUACGUUAAAGAUGUCGGUCAAAUUUACCAGCCCUAUUAAUAAAAAAUAGCACUUGUUACCUAUGCAUGACUUGACCGCUCAAUCUAUCUUGGUGAAAUUUAACAUAAAAAUAAUAAAGUUUGUCAGAAUUGUUGAGUACAAUAGCUUGUACUAAAAUUACACAAAAAAAAAUUACACCUUUCUUUAUACCUACAUAGUUUAUAAGUCACGAUAACACGUUUUCGGGUUAAAAUCCCACAUCUACCCAACAUCUAGUUAGAAACCCUUACCUACUAAAGCAAAAAAAAAAAAUCUCUUUCAAACCCUAGAAUGGUGUAUUAUCAAAAUGGUGGAAUAUACACUGUGCGUGAAACGGACGUAUGUAGUAAUUAUUGAGAAUACCAGAGUUGACAUUUUAAUCGCUUUUGGAAUAUUAAUAGGUAGCCUUUUAGAAAGGACUACCUUCUGUACCUAGUUACUAAUUUUUUAAUUAAUGUUUUAAAAUACCACCUAUAGCGUUAAAUUUAGUUAUACAAUUGUUUCAUUUGUUAGAACAUUUAAUAGUUUUUUUUUACAUAGUGCAACAAUAUUAGAGGUUGCAGUAUAUUAUAGCAAUUUUAUUAUAAUAACA
Pararge aegeria (speckled wood butterfly) is the source of this 6172-nucleotide messenger RNA. RefSeq names its product serine/arginine repetitive matrix protein 2. The transcript has 11 exons. Gene Ontology annotation, cellular component: plasma membrane; apical junction complex. The record is from RefSeq and is a predicted model, not a curated record. Gene Ontology annotation, biological process: cell-cell junction organization. Lineage: Eukaryota; Metazoa; Arthropoda; Insecta; Lepidoptera; Nymphalidae. The coding region runs from base 179 to 4366 and encodes 1395 amino acids.